AUGGCUAACUAUUACGAAGUGCUGGGGGUACAGUCCAGUGCCUCCCAGGAGGACAUCAAGAAGGCCUACCGAAAGCUGGCCUUGCGCUGGCACCCUGACAAAAACCCUGACAACAAGGAGGAGGCCGAGAAGAAGUUCAAGCAGGUGUCCGAGGCCUACGAGGUCCUGUCCGACUCCAAGAAGCGCUCUGUGUACGACCGGGCGGGCUGCGACUGCUGGGGGGCCGGCGGCGGGGCCAGCACCCCCUACAACAGCCCCUUCGACACGGGCUACACCUUCCGGAACCCCGAGGACAUCUUCCGUGAGUUUUUCGGUGGCCUGGACCCUUUCUCCUUUGACUUCUGGGUCACCCCCUUCAAUAGCGACCGCGCGGGCCAGGGCCACGGCCUGAGGGGCGCCUUCUCCACCGGCUUCGGCGAGUUCCCCGCCUUCAUGGAGGCCUUCUCGGCUCUGGACACGCUGGGCCGCGGGGGCACCGCCAGCCGCACCACCUUCUCCUCCACCUCCUUUGGGGGCUCCGGCUCCGGCAGCUCAGGCUUCAAGUCAGUGAUGUCGUCCACCGAGAUGGUUAAUGGACACAGGGUCACCACCAAGCGCAUCGUGGAGAACGGGCAGGAGCGCGUGGAGGUGGAAGAAGAUGGGCAGCUCAAGUCGCUGACCAUCAACGGCAAGGAGCAGCUGAAGCGGGUGGACAACAAGUAA
This is a messenger RNA of Miniopterus natalensis, 702 nucleotides long. RefSeq names its product DnaJ heat shock protein family (Hsp40) member B8 (gene DNAJB8). Gene Ontology annotation, molecular function: Hsp70 protein binding. Lineage: Eukaryota; Metazoa; Chordata; Mammalia; Chiroptera; Miniopteridae. The record is from RefSeq and is a predicted model, not a curated record.